CUGCGACUGACCACCACCUCGAUCUUUCUUUUUCUUUCUGCUUCACCAGCUGCUGGCUCUGGAGACCAGUCUAUUGCAUGUUAAAAGUCUACAGAAUACCCCGAUUCUUCAAGCCUGUCAAUACCCGUAGAAUGUCCCUCUUACGCGUCACAACUCACGACCGUAUUUGUAUUCCUGAGAGGCCAGAAGUCCACCUAACCGAGGUUGAGGAGAGAAUUUGCACACUCCUUCAUGAGUGCACAAAAUGGAUGAGACAAACCAGAGGUGACUCCGAUGCAACAUCUUGCCGGAUUGCUGGAGGAUGGGUUCGGGACAAGCUCCUGGGACUGCCUUGUAAUGAUAUUGAUAUCUCACUCGAAAACAUGAUGGGCAUGGCAUUUGCCCAGCAAUUCAUCGAGUUCUGUUCUAUGAAUGGCAUUGAGACAGACAAGUUGGCCAAGAUUGAGAUCAAUCCCGAUCGUUCAAAGCAUCUCGAGACCGCCAGAACCACCGUAUUAGGCACUGAGCUUGACUUCGUGAACUUACGAAGUGAAGAGUACACCGAAGACAGCCGCAUACCAACACAGGUCGCUUUUGGUACGCCUUUGCAGGACGCUUUGCGCCGCGACAUCACCAUCAAUGCACUUUUUUACAAUGUCCACUCACGAAGUGUGGAAGACUUCACGGGAAAGGGCUUGACAGAUCUAGAACAUGGUAUCAUCCGUACUCCCUUGCCGCCUCGCGAGACCUUUAUGGAUGAUCCUUUGCGAGUAAUUCGUUGUAUACGAUUCGCAAGUCGCUUCGGCUUCAACUUGCACCCUGAACUACAAGAAUCUGCACGUGAUCCCCAAAUUCAGGAAGCUCUCCGAUUCAAGAUAAGCCGAGAACGUGUCGGUGUGGAGCUUGAUAAAAUGUUAAAAGGGCGUGAUCCUUUGCUAGCCAUUCGACUAAUCAACGAGUUAUCGCUCUAUGACUCUCUAUUCUACAUCCCUUCUUCAGUCGCGCCCGAAUUUUCCGCGACGCGGGCACCUUCUGUCACUGCUGUUGUUGCUUCAUCCCUCUUACACAUCAUCAUACAGCCUUUGUCCUCACCAAUAGCUCGACUACCUCCAGUGCACCCAACCCUUCUCAAUACCGUAUCCCGGGACUAUCUACUCCACGCCCGCCUACACCUCGCUUGCUUCCUUCUUCCGUUCUUGAAUAUCACGUAUAAGGACCGCAAGGGCAAGCCGCAUGAAGCGGUAGAGGCUGCUAUCCGCGAAGGUGUGAAGCUUGGCACCCAAAAUCAUUACCUCAACGGUAUUCCUGCUCUUUUUGCUGCCACACAACUAUUGAGGAACCCAACAAUCGAGGAGCAGCCUGGUAAUCUCAAAGAACGAGCAAGGAUCGGGAUGCUGCUUCGAGAGAAGCUUGUGCAUAACGCCCAUACCGGAUCGCAUUGGACAAGCACACUUCUGUUCACACUGAUCACUGAAUUGGUCCCGCUUUACGAUGUUUCCCAAGAUGUCUUUGACAUCGAACAGGCUAAACAAUAUAUCAAUGCAUAUAACGCAUUCGUGUCCCGAAUAGAAGACUUUGGUCUACCAUCCGCUGUAGAUGCGAAACCUUUGCUAGAUGGUCGAAAGGUUCUACAUAUCACUGGCGUUACAAAACCUGGGCCCUGGACUGGUCAGGUUCUCACUCGCGUGUGUGAGUGGCAACUUGAGCACCCCGAAGCCACUGAGGAAGAAUGCGAGAACUGGCUACGAGCGGUGCAUCUCGCAGGCCAUAUCAAUAUGGAUCUCCCUUCGACAUUCAUUCGACCAAUGCCAAUUAAGCGGGGCAAAGGGACGAGUGAAGACGGCACGCGGAAGAAGCCAAAGUCGGAUGUCCCUUGACACCGCACCGUGACUUUGAGUAUAUACGGUCAACGCAAAACAAAUGUAUAUCCUUCCUAUCCUAUGCAAGUACAGUUGCGACCCCAAAUAAUUGAUACAGUCACGUACUAAUAGUACAAUGUGAAUGAAAAGACGAAGGAAGAAAACUAGCGAACCUCUGAGAUACAUAUCAAAGCUAAAUGAGGUCGAAAAGGCCGUGAAGAUGUCCCACUCCGCAAAAAUGUCAUCAUCCAGAGCAGAAACAUCAGAGGGUACGAGAGGCGAGUGGGCAAGGCCGUAUGAAUAAAAGUCUUCAUUAUUUCCGUUGGCAAGGAAGGAAGGUUCGGUGACGAAACAGCUGGUGAAAUCAGGCCCAUAUAAUGGAAGGGUGAGAAGAUUGAGCUCAAGCGGUACCGAGGCGGGGGCAGGGACGGCGAGCCCUAGGGAUGAUGAGGACGGAGGGGAGAGUUCGACGCCUGCCAUAGGGAGUUGUGACCACGAUGGGGAUAGAAUAGCGGCCUCAGUGAGCAUCAUACUUUGGGCCAAUGCGGAAGCUUGGGGUUUGAGGAAAGGGAACAUCGGUUCCGUAACAUGCGGGAGUGACUCCGUAGGCACAAUGGUGGGAGAGCUCUUGGUCAAUGUCUGAAGGGGCGAAGUAGUUAGCAUUGCUCAUUGAGAGGUCUUACGUUGACAAGACGCACCAUUUCCUGCAAUACGUUGCAUAUAUCAAGAUUUGAAACCUCUGGUGAACGUGC
This is a messenger RNA of Somion occarium, 2590 nucleotides long. NCBI's taxonomy places the organism in Eukaryota, Fungi, Basidiomycota, Agaricomycetes, Polyporales, Cerrenaceae. The record is from the annotation of a GenBank genome assembly.